GACUUGCAACUACAUAUCUGUCUUGCCUGAUCACAUUAUAAAGCAAAGCAAAGUCACUCCAGUAGCAUCCUUGGAAGCAACGGGAGCCACAGAGAACCUCAUAAGGGUUCUCUCACUUUUCUGCCUCUUGAUUUCCACAGAAGGUUAAACUGCUGCCUCUGACACCCAGCACGGCAGCAUGAUUUUGGAAAUGCUGAACCAAAUACACUGUAAAGUCACCAGCAUGAUGCCUGUAGUCCUGCCUGUUGCUGCCAUGCUAAUCCUGCUGCUCGUGGCCUUCCUCCUCUUCAUCUGGAACUGUGAGAGCGCAGCCUCAAUUCCAGGUCCUGGCUACUGUCUGGGAAUUGGGCCCCUCAUUUCCUAUGGCAGAUUCCUGUGGAUGGGGAUUGGCAGUGCCUGUGACUACUACAACAAGAUGUAUGGAGAAUUCGUGAGAGUCUGGAUAAAUGGAGAGGAAACUCUCAUUAUCAGCAAGUCCUCAAGCAUGUUCCACAUAAUGAAGCACAGUCACUACAUCUCCCGAUUUGGCAGCAAGCUCGGUUUACAACGCGUCGGGAUGUAUGAGAACGGAAUCAUAUUUAACAAUAACCCAGAUACCUGGAAAGCAGUUCGACCUUUCUUUAUGAAAGCUCUCACAGGCCCUGGCCUUGUGCGCAUGGUGGCAGUCUGUGCUGAGUCCAUCAUAAAACACCUGGACAACUUGGAGGAGGUCACCUACUCAUCAGGCAACAUGGACGUGCUGACCCUCAUGCGAUGCAUCAUGCUGGACACCACCAACACGCUCUACCUAGGGAUGCCCCUUGACGAAAUUGCCAUCGUGAGGAAAAUCCAGGGUUAUUUUGAUGCAUGGCAAACUCUCAUUAUCAAGCCAAACAUCUUCUUUAAGAUCUCUUGGCUCUACAAAAAGUAUGAAAAGCCUGUGAAGGAUCUGAAAGAUGCCAUCAAUAAUUUGGUAGAAGAAAAAAGACACAAGGUUUGCACAGCAGAGAAACUGGAAGAGUGUAUGGAUUUUUCCACGGAGCUGAUUUUUGCUGAGAAACGUGGAGAACUCACAAGAGAGAACGUGAACCAGUGCAUACUGGAGAUGCUCAUCGCAGCGCCUGACACCAUGUCUAUCACCGUGUACUUCAUGCUGUUUCUCAUUGCAGAGCACCCUAAGGUUGAAGAGGCAAUCAUGAAGGAAAUCCAGGCUGUUGUUGGAGAAAGAGACAUACAGAUUGAUGAUAUGCAGAAAUUAAAAGUGGUGGAAAACUUCAUCUAUGAGAGCAUGCGAUACCAGCCGGUGGUGGCCUUGGUCAUGCGCAAAGCCUUAGAAGAUGAUGUCAUUGACGGCUACCCAGUGAAAAAAGGAACUAACAUUAUCCUGAAUAUUGGAAGAAUGCAUAGACUGGAGUUUUUCCCUAAGCCCAAUGAAUUUACUCUUGAAAACUUUGAGAAGAAUGUUCCUUACAGGUAUUUUCAGCCCUUUGGCUUUGGGCCCCGUAGCUGUGCAGGAAAAUACAUAGCCAUGGCAAUGAUGAAAGUCGUCCUGGUGACAAUUCUGAAACGAUUCCAUGUGAAGACCUUGCAAGAAAGGUGUGUGGAAAGCAUGCAGAAAAUAAAUGACUUGGCCACACAUCCAAAUGAGAUGGAUAACCUGCCGAAAAUGAUUUUUACCCCAAGAAAUUCAAAGAAGUGACUCAAACACUAAGGAAGGCUGGUCGGUACCUAAUCUGCAAAAUAUGUCAUCAGUUCACAUAGGAACCAUCAUUGUUCAGGUAGUGUCAUCCUCAUAGUGAACACUCCAGGCCCAAGAUGUUACCUACACCUACCACCUAUGGCACGUCAGCAUGAUGAGAACCUUCCUUCAACCUUCUACCCUUGUCCAAACCAGAGAACCCAGGUGCAAGAGAAAGGAGUUUGUGGGAGAAGUGGUCAGUGAACACAACGCAGCACUAAAUGAUCAUCUCCACAACAUGUGCAACUACACAUGGGAAGGACAGGGCAUCAGCAAAACCUAUGCUGGAUCCCCACUGUGCUCAGCAAUGUCUGAGCAAUUGGGGCCAAACAUACCUGUUGGGGUGGAUAAAGGAAUUUCCACUUCUCUUUUAGUGGCCAGGAUGGCAACAACAAUCAUGUCCAUUGAAUACUCAGAAAUUCGGCAUUUGACUUUUACAGAGAGUUAUGCCAGUUACCACAUACAUGUCCACAUGUGAUCUUUCUGUGGUGAAAGUCAAGUCCCUUUAGUCUCUCAAUUCAUGCCUCAAACACUACCUACAAAAGUAGGUAUAGAUUUGGGUAACACAAGCAAACUUAGUGACAGCCAGAAAAAAA
Molecule: messenger RNA, 2313 nt
Organism: Fukomys damarensis (Damara mole-rat)
Lineage: Eukaryota; Metazoa; Chordata; Mammalia; Rodentia; Bathyergidae
Product: aromatase
Exons: 9
Coding region: 179-1678 (499 amino acids)
Molecular function (GO): iron ion binding; oxidoreductase activity, acting on paired donors, with incorporation or reduction of molecular oxygen; monooxygenase activity
Source: RefSeq, a predicted model, not a curated record